AACAGAUUAGAACAAUACUGUAUUCGUCAUUUAUCAGGCUAUAUUCCGAUUCAAAUAUUUUUGCUGUGAAACGGAGGCGAGGGGCUGAGCUUUUAUACUUUGGCGUCUGCAGUUUUGAAAAUCCUUCCGAGCUAAAUCAUCAUUUGUUAAUUUAAAUCAAUUACGAGGGAAAUAUUCUGCUUUUUUUUCUCAAUCUCAAACAUCGAUUUAAUUUUCAGAUAGUACAUAGCGUGAAAUAAAUUUAACCCCGCCUGCAAUAAUGACUCUCUCGGACCAAGAUGUGCAGAAACAGAUUUCGCAGAUGGUAGCGUUUAUUCAACAGGACGCCAAGGAAAAGGCUAACGAAAUUACUCAAAAGGCUAUUGCGGACUACAAUCUGGAAAAGAAUAGGAUGAUAAAUGUAGCCAAGACUAGACUGGACGCGGAGAAGGAGAAGAAGCUGAAGCAGAUUGAGCUGCAGAGGAAGAUCCACAUCUCCACUCAGAUCAACCAGCAGAGACUCAAAGUCCUCAAACACAGGGAGGAACACAUAGGGGCGGUUAUAGACGAGGCGCGGGUGCGACUAGCCAAGAUAGCCCAACAGGACCCGAAUUUGCUGGCUAAAAUAAUGCGGGGACUGGUGACCCAGUGUCUUUUUCAGCUUCUUGAGAACGAGGUGGAACUGAAGUGCAGACGCAAUGACGUCAACCUCCUCCAACAAGUAGUUCCCGAGGCGGUUGAGAAGUAUAAGCAGGCCACGAAGAGGAGUGUGAAUGUGACAAUAGCGAAUAACGACUACCUACCAGACGAUCAGAUCGGAGUGGAAGCAGUAGAGGCCAGGGGUAGACGCAUCCGAGUAGUGAACACUCUGGAUUCGCGACUGGCAACAGUCAAGGAUACCAAGAUGCCAGAGAUUAGACAGAAGCUGUUUCCUAAGUCAAAGCAACAACAGCAACACUGAAUCGCCACUUCACCGAAUUGUUAAUCAUGUUAAUGAAAUAUAUUAGAGUCAAUCGAAAUGGACCUUUCAUUGAUAUGCUUCCAAAGACUCAUGAAGUGAUAAGAACCUGGAUCUAGUGAAGAAGGCUUAUUUAUAACUCAGUAAACAUUCAUUAAAUUUAUGCAUAUAUUGAGCAGCUAUUCGAGUAGUGUUAAUGUAUAAUCAAGGCCGGUAGCGUUUUGAAUGGUUGACUAAUAUUUCUCAUCAAAAGUGUUUUUUUUUCACAUUUUAUCGUCAGAAGUACUGGAAUAUUUUUGCAAAGCAUUUCGGCGUUGAUUACUCCAAUAUCAAUCCUUCUUGUAUAUUAUGAUGCAUGAUUAAAGCUACAAUUGAACCUUAUAUGAAUAUAUAAACACGUGUUUUUAAAAUGCGCUAGAUUAUAAUCUGAACUGUUUAUCUGAACAUUUUGAUAGUUUUUGGAUUAAUUUAAAUUAUGAAUAAAAAUUGGCAUAUCGGAA
This is a messenger RNA of Symsagittifera roscoffensis, 1437 nucleotides long. RefSeq names its product V-type proton ATPase subunit E-like. Gene Ontology annotation, biological process: proton transmembrane transport. The transcript has 4 exons. NCBI's taxonomy places the organism in Eukaryota, Metazoa, Xenacoelomorpha, Acoela, Convolutidae. Bases 260 to 940 code for a protein of 226 amino acids. Gene Ontology annotation, cellular component: proton-transporting two-sector ATPase complex, catalytic domain. Gene Ontology annotation, molecular function: proton-transporting ATPase activity, rotational mechanism. The record is from RefSeq and is a predicted model, not a curated record.